AUGUCUGAAAUCCAGAGGUGGACGGUCAAUGAGCCGUACCUUGACAUACCGGGAACUCUACUCGAAGGCCCCUUUUACGAUGCAGCUAAGAAUGAACUUCGCUUCGUUGAUAUUUGGGAUCAGAAACUCUACCGUCUCGAUCUGGCAAAGGGCCCUGAAUCCCUGAAAGUCAUCGACACCGCCGCUUCUAUUGGUGUUACCGCAAACAUCACCGACCCAAGCGGGUCCCACGAGGAUCAGCUGAUCGUUGCUGCCAAGUAUGGAUUCGCACGGCUCAAUCAGACUACUGGGGAGCUAUCCUAUAUCCAACAGCCCUGGGGCGAAGAGGAUGGACCUGGAAAAGCGGAGAGAAUGCGUUUCAAUGACGGCGCAGUCGACAGCCAGGGCCGGUUCUGGGCUGGAGCGAUGAACGACCCGAAGAUCAAGAACCCCGAAGCGGAGGGCGUUCUCUUCAGACUGGAUCCCGACCAAAGUCUGCACCGCAUGCUUGCACCAGUGACGAUCCCUAACGGGAUUGGAUGGAACCUCACUGACGACGUGAUGUACCUGACGGACUCACCAACAGGUAAAAUCUUUGCAUUUGACUUUGAUGCGUCGACCGGCGCGAUCACCAACCGGCGUGUGCACUUCGAUAUCGGUGAGGCGCUGGAGCCUGACGGCUUUGCUAUUGAUGUCGAAGGAUGCAUCUGGAGCGCAGUCUAUGGUGGCGGAAAAGUACUGCGCAUCUCCCCUGCCGGAAAGAUUAUCGGUCAGAUCGACCUGCCCACGCGCAACGUGACCUGUCCAGCCUUCGUUGGUACUGAGCUGUUCAUCACUACUGCCAAGGAUGACACCGAUGAUGACAGGCUGCCGCAGUCAGUGAGGUAUGGGGGCCGGCUCUACAGGGUUGAUGUUGGGGUCCGAGGCAAGCCCAAGAACGAGUUUCGGUUUCAGGGCUAG
Molecule: messenger RNA, 939 nt
Organism: Penicillium brevicompactum
Lineage: Eukaryota; Fungi; Ascomycota; Eurotiomycetes; Eurotiales; Aspergillaceae
Product: SMP-30/gluconolactonase/LRE family protein
Exons: 4
Coding region: 1-939 (312 amino acids)
Biological process (GO): L-ascorbic acid biosynthetic process
Molecular function (GO): gluconolactonase activity; calcium ion binding
Source: RefSeq, a predicted model, not a curated record